Messenger RNA from Parathielavia appendiculata, 357 nucleotides. RefSeq lists its product as uncharacterized. The coding region runs from base 1 to 357 and encodes 118 amino acids. Lineage: Eukaryota; Fungi; Ascomycota; Sordariomycetes; Sordariales; Chaetomiaceae. The transcript has 3 exons. The record is from RefSeq and is a predicted model, not a curated record.
AUGGCCAAACGGGAAGACGGCACCCCGUGGUGGGCGGAUUUCCCCGAGCCGAAAUCAAUCGCAGCUCGAGUUGACCCAGAGGACGUCUUCCGGCUGCUCCAGGACCAACAGGUCGCCCAAGGGAGGCAUCGGGACUUCCUGCUGGUGGAUGAGGGCAUCAAGAGGGUCGUCUUUUAUUGUGGUUCUUCCCUCGGCCGUGGUCCCCGCUGCGCUGCUUGGCUGCAGGACUAUGUAAACGAAGCCGGCGGCGAUCUGAAGUCGGAAGUUAUGGUAGGCGGCGUUCGGGGCUGGGUCCAAGCUUACGGCGGCGGUAUGAUGGACGGAUAUGACGAGAAGGCGUGGCGGCAGGAGAGGUAG